Messenger RNA from Bradysia coprophila, 4402 nucleotides. RefSeq names its product tankyrase (gene Tnks). The record is from RefSeq and is a predicted model, not a curated record. Gene Ontology annotation, molecular function: NAD+ poly-ADP-ribosyltransferase activity; protein binding. Lineage: Eukaryota; Metazoa; Arthropoda; Insecta; Diptera; Sciaridae.
CACAGUAUUAAAAAUCAUAAUAAAGAUGGCCUGUCGAUGGGACAUUGAGUGACUCAAAUUAAAUUGAUUUUGGUCGAAUAAAGCAUUUAAUUAAUUACAUUCAUCAGUAUCGAAUUGCAUUCAAAGUAUUUUGGUAUUCUCGGUGUGAAUUUAGUAAAGGUGUUUCCGCUCCAAAAUGAUCUAAAUACGUGUCCAUUUACAUUGUGUGCCACAUUCACUUUCAAUAUUUUUGGUGACAACACAAAAGAAUUUUUUUUUGUUUUCAUUUUUUUCUCUCCGUGUAAAAAAAAAGUGUUCUUAGCAAUUGCUUAGCAAUUCGAGUGAUAUUUUAAAUUGAUUAUAAUUAUGAUGACCACACGUAGCAGAACAUUGCUGUCGGUCAGCCUGGAUCCAUCGCUUACAAAUGAUCCAUUGCGUGAGCUGUUCGAGGCUUGUAAAUCUGGUGACACUGUUAAAGUGAAGAAACUAAUUACGUCACAGACGGUGAAUGCCAGAGAUACAGCUGGUAAUCGCAAAUCGACUCCGUUACAUUUCGCUGCAGGCUAUGGACGUCGUGAAGUGGUCGAAUUUUUGUUGGCUCACGGAGCAUGUAUACAAGCCUGUGAUGAAGGUGGCCUACAUCCGUUGCACAAUGCCUGCAGCUUCGGGCACGCUGAUGUGGUUCGUUUGCUAUUAGAAGCUGGAGCUAGUCCGAACACAACCGACAACUGGAAUUACACACCACUUCAUGAGGCUGCCAGCAAAGGAAAAGUCGAUGUGUGCAUAGCCUUGCUGCAGCACGGAGCGAAUGCAAAUAUUCGAAACUCUGAACAAAAGACUCCUCUCGAUCUGGCCGAUGAUGCGACAAGAUCCGUUUUGACCGGUGAAUAUCACAAGGAUGAACUGCUAGAAGCGGCACGAUCGGGUGGCGAAGACAAACUGUUGGCUCUCUUAACGCCAUUGAAUGUAAAUUGUCACGCUAGUGAUGGACGACGAUCAACGCCACUACAUUUGGCUGCUGGUUACAAUCGCAUCAGAAUCGUUCAGAUUCUAUUGCAGCACGGAGCUGAUGUGCAUGCGAAGGACAAAGGUGGAUUGGUUCCGCUACACAAUGCCUGCUCGUACGGUCACUUUGAAGUAACUGAGCUGCUAAUCAAACACGGAGCCAAUGUGAAUGCUAACGAUCUGUGGGCAUUUACACCAUUGCACGAGGCUGCAUCAAAGACCCGACUGGAAGUCUGCAGUUUAUUACUCAGCGAAGGUGCCGAUCCAUCACUACUGAAUUGUCACAAUAAGUCAGCUAUCGAUUCGGCGCCGACGAGGGAAUUACAGGAACGAAUAGCAUAUGAAUACAAAGGACAUUGCGUCCUUCAAGCAUGUCGUCAAGCCGAUAUUACGAAGCUGAAGAAAAACCUGACGACAGAGACUUGUAACUUUGUCCAUCCGUACACUGGCGACACGCCGUUGCAUUGUGUGUCCAUGUCGAUAUAUCCGAAGCGGAAGCAGGUUCUCGAUAUUUUAAUUCGAAAGGGAGCGCUGCUGAAUGAGAAAAAUAAAAAUCUGCUCACACCGUUGCACAUUGCUGCCGACCAUUCUCUCUACGAAAUUAUCGACACGUUGCUGAAGAACGGCGCCAAAGUGAAUGCAUUAGAUGGAUUGGGUCAGACCGCACUGCACCGUUGUGCUAGAGACGACAAUAUUCAAGCGUGUCGUUUGUUAUUGUCAUAUGAUAUCGAUUAUACGAUUGUGUCGUUGCAAGGAUACACAGCCGCUCAGUUAGCGUCGGAAAAUGUACUGAAAAUUUUGAAAAGUCCACCAGAUCCGGUUGAUCUGGAAGUGCAAUUACUGGAGUCGGCCAAAUCCGGUGAUCUGGAAACGGUCAAGAAAAUUGUACUGUCCAAUCCGCACACCGUUAACUGUCGAGACUUGGAUGGAAGACACUCAACGCCGUUACAUUUUGCUGCAGGCUACAAUCGUGUGCCGGUGGUAGAAUUUCUACUCGAACACGGUGCCGAAGUCCAUACGUCCGAUAAAGGCGGCCUAGUUCCUCUGCACAAUGCAUGCUCGUACGGACAUUACGAGGUCACUGAAUUACUAGUCAAACACGGAGCCAAUGUUAAUGUUGCCGACCUGUGGAAGUUUACGCCCCUACACGAAGCCGCAGCGAAAAACAAAUACGAAAUUGUGAAACUGUUGAUAAAGCACGGUGCCGAUGUGACGAAAAAGAAUCGAGAUGGUGCUACACCCCUAGACUUAGUGCGUGAAGGUGAUCAAGAUGUUGCCGAUCUGUUGCGUGGCAAUGCGGCUCUGUUGGAUGCGGCAAAGAAAGGGAAUUUGGCUCGAGUCCAACGGCUUGUUACACCGGAAAAUAUUAACUGUUGUGAUGCGCAAGGUCGGAACAGUACACCCCUUCAUCUGGCUGCUGGUUACAAUAACUUCGAAGUGGCUGAGUUUUUGUUGGAGAACGGCGCCGAAGUUAAUUCACAGGACAAGGGUGGACUGAUACCACUUCAUAACGCCUCAUCGUACGGCCAUUUAGAUAUUGCUGCUCUAUUGAUCAAACACAACACGAUUGUGAAUGCCACCGAUCGAUGGGGAUUUACACCGUUACAUGAAGCGGCCCAAAAAGGUCGUACACAAUUGUGUGCGCUGCUGUUGGCUCAUGGAGCAGAUGCCUACAUGAAGAAUCAAGAACGACAGACACCCAUUGAAUUAGCCUCAGCCGAUGAUGUGAAAUGUUUGCUGCAAGAUGCCAUGACCGCAUCCAUAGGCAAUCAGAAUUUGGCUACAUCGAAUGCAACGUUGAUCAGUACAGAAGCCACAACGCCCACCACAGAGACUGUGACGCUACCUACCGGUGCGUCAAUGACAUUAAGCGUUCCGAUAUCACAGACUUGCAGCCGUUCUGCACUUCGACCAGCUCAAGGAGCCGAAUCUCAUACGGACGGUGUACCGGAUGAAAUUACAACUGAACCGGAAACACUGUCCACCGUAGCUAGCCUACUGAACAGUUUACAGCUGGAUCAUUUGAUUGAGCUGUUUGACCGGGAGCAGAUUACGUUAGAAAUUUUAGCCGAAAUGGGACACGAAGACUUAAAACAGAUUGGGGUGUCGGCGUAUGGAUUCCGGCACAAAAUACUGAAAGGAAUAGCUCAAUUACGAACGACGACUGGCUUAGGUCUAUCGCCGAACCCUGGAACGUUGCUAGUAGACCUACUGCCAGACGACAAAGAAUUUCUGGCCGUCGAAGAAGAAAUGCAAGCCACCAUACGAGAGCAUCGCGAUAACGGUCAAUCAGGUGGCUUCUUCAGUCGAUACAACAUUAUCAGAAUUCAAAAAGUUCAGAAUCGUAAGCUAUGGGAACGGUACGCCCAUCGUCGCAGCGAAAUCACGGAGGAAAAUAAUCAUCAAUCCACCGAACGUAUGCUGUUCCAUGGCAGUCCGUUCAUAAAUGCCAUCGUUCAGAAAGGAUUCGAUGAGCGACAUGCGUACAUUGGUGGAAUGUUUGGCGCUGGAUUGUAUUUUUCAAAGCACAGUUCGAAGAGCAAUCAGUACGUUUAUGGCAUCAAUGGCGGUAUUGGAUGCCCAUCGCAUAAGGACAAAUCGUGCUAUUCGUGUCCUAGGCAGUUACUGUUAUGUAGAGUCGCAUUAGGAAAAUCAUUUUUACAAUUCAGUGCAAUGAAAAUGGCUCAUGCUCCUCCCGGUCAUCAUUCCGUGAUUGGUCGACCUUCGGUUGGUGGUUUACAUUUCCCGGAAUAUGUUGUGUAUCGCGGCGAACAGGCAUACCCCGAAUAUCUGAUCACCUAUCAGAUUGUCAAACCGGAGGAUAAUUCCGGGAACGAGGAAUCAUCCAGAUGAUUUGCACUGCGUACGGUCACUGCAAACAAUACUCGGAACAGCAUGACUGUAACGGAUAAUCGUUUAGAAAAAUAUUUUGUCAUAACACCGGCCGUUUCCAUUGAUCGCAGCAAUACUCGAAAUAGAAAUACCACAACGACGACGACAACAGCAUUAAUGACAACCACCACGACCGAUUCGAAUGCCAGAUCGUGGCAAUGGUGCUCGUUAUGGUGUUCGGCCAUCAAAUGUUUUAACGUCAAUUCGGAUCGGACCGGCCGUACCAUCAACACUGCCAUACCAAUCGGUACGCGAGUCUACCAGCAGCAAAAUGAUAAUCAUUUUAUACGAAUCGAUUUACCGCGCAAAUAUCGUGAUAAAAAUUGCAAUAUAACGUACGAAUUGUGACGCAUUGGUCGCAUCGCGAACUCUGUGCUUCACGCGUUAACCCUUUCGUUCUCGUUUGUUUUUCAACAUUAAAAAAAACCAUUUAAAACCCGUCGUAUGUAAUAUUAGAGCUAUGUAAUAGCACGAAUGUAAAAUUGUUUUGAACUUUAAAUGAGUUAAUAAAAGGCAUUCCGUCGUU